CCCUGGUAAAUGGUAAUAUCCAUAUCUAAUUUCUUGUUAAAUAGUAACUAUAAUUAUGGCGGUGGUUAAUGAAACCAACGGAUGUGAAGGCAUUAGGUCCCCUAAACUAGCGAAAAAAAAAAGUCAGUGUUUGACAUAGAAGAAUCCUAUUUUGGUGGGUUAUCACAUGAGUAAUGGGAAGAAUAAUGCCUAACAUAUGUUAAAAAGGAAAAUAUACGAGUUGGGGUUGGGCAUGGUCUAGUAUCACUAGGCCAUCGCCUAUGCCGCAUUAAUAUUCUCGCAACGACAACAUACAUUUGUUGCAGCACAAAAGUUUUCCUAUCAAAAAUAAAAAAUAAAAAAAAUAAAAAAAAAUAAAAAAAAAAUAAAUGGAAGGGAUGCAUAGCAAGAUGAAUUGGUGGAUUGUGGUGAUGUUGUAUGCAUUGGCGGCAGCCAUCCCCGUGGUGAUGGCCCAUACGGCGGACCACAACAACACGGACAUCUAUUGGGUGACGCGCAAGGCGGAAGCUAUGCAAUAUGCUAAGAGAGCCUAUAAUCCCUAUCCCGAAUUGGUUACUAGUAAAUUGACCAAACACAUCAGUAAGAUGAUGAAUGAAACAAGGUUAUUAGAGGACGUUGAGUACGAUGAAUUGGACGACGAACACAACAGUACGAGGAGGAGCCUGAUGAGAUCGAAGAGGUAUAGGGGUCCAUGCAAGGUCACAAAUCCUAUUGACCGUUGCUGGAGGUGCGACCGCAACUGGGCUAAAAACCGAAAGAAGCUGGCAAGCUGCGCUCUAGGCUUCGGCGCCGGAACCACCGGGGGAAAGAGAGGACCGUUCUACGUGGUGACGAACCGGUUUGACGACGACGUGGUGGAGCCGAAGCGGGGAACCCUCCGGCACGCGGUGAUCCAGGCCGGUCCGCUGUGGAUCACGUUCGCCAAAAGCAUGACCAUAAGGCUGAAGAACGAGCUGCUAGUGACGAGCGACAAGACCAUCGACGGGCGCGGCGCCCAUGUCCGCAUCGCCGGCGGCGCGGGUUUGACGUUGCAGUUCGCGAAGAACAUCAUCAUAACCAACUUAAAGAUCAGGAACAUCAAACCCACCUCGGGUGGCAUCGUUAGAGACUCCGUAUCUCACAAAGGCCUCCGGACCUUCGACGAAGGAGACGGCAUCACCAUCUUCGGAUCAUCCCACGUUUGGAUUGACCAUGUGUCCAUGAAGAAAUGCGACGACGGGAUCAUCGACGCCGUUAAGGGGUCGACGGCAGUAACCAUCUCCAACUGCCACUUCACCGACCACCACAAGGUGUUACUCUUCGGGGCAAACAACUGGGACCCAGUGGACAAGGUGAUGCAAAUAACAGUGGCCUUCAACCACUUCGGUAAACGGCUGGAGCAGAGGAUGCCGAGGUGCAGGUGGGGUAUGUUCCACAUAGUGAACAAUGACUACACGUACUGGGAGAUGUACGCGUUGGGGGGGUCAGCGGGGUCCACCAUCAUCAGCCAGGGCAACCGCUUCAGAGCCCCUAAGGGUCCGCUUUUCAAGGAGGUAACCCACAGGGACUGCCCCGAUGAUUCCUGGAAGAAAUGGACGUGGGUUUCGGAUGGAGAUGUGUUCUUGAACGGCGCUUUCUUUAGGCCGUCAGGAGAUCAGAAAGGAGCUCAAAAGUACGGCCACCUCGACCUCGUCAAUCCACUACCUGGGAAAGCUGUCGGCAAAAUCACUAAGUUCGCUGGUCUUCUUCGAUGCAAGAUUGGGAAACCGUGCUAGCUGAAAAUUAAACAUAGUCGUCGUUGUUGAAUCCAUCGUUACUAUAUAUAUAUAGGGGGUGUUUGGUUA
Molecule: messenger RNA, 1823 nt
Organism: Ipomoea nil (Japanese morning glory)
Lineage: Eukaryota; Viridiplantae; Streptophyta; Magnoliopsida; Solanales; Convolvulaceae
Product: probable pectate lyase P56
Exons: 1
Coding region: 369-1754 (461 amino acids)
Molecular function (GO): pectate lyase activity
Source: RefSeq, a predicted model, not a curated record